AUGUGUGAAAAUGUUGGUGGGAAGUUAUUCACUUUUGGAUCUUAUAGAUUAGGAGUGCAUACACGAGGCGCUGAUAUUGAUACGCUUUGUGUAGCACCUAGGCAUGUUGACCGGUCGGAUUUCUUUGGCUCAUUCUACGACAUGCUCAAAGCAGAUGAUAAUGUUACUGAUCUACACGCCGUCGAAGAUGCAUUCGUCCCCGUCAUUAAGCUCAAAUACGCUGGCAUUGAGCUUGAUAUCCUUUUUGCGAGAUUAGCUUUAAAGGAAGUGCCUGAUGAUCAAACCUUGAACGACGACAUGCUUCUCAAGAAUCUGGACGAUAAGAGCAUCAGAUCAUUAAACGGUUGUCGAGUAGCCGAUGAAAUAUUGCGCUUAGUGCCAUAUCCUGAAGCAUUUGCAUUGUGUCUGCGGGCCGUUAAGUUGUGGGCGAAGAACCAUGGCAUCUACUCAAAUGUUCUUGGAUUUCUCGGAGGUGUUACAUGGGCAAUAUUGGUAGCACGAACAUGUCAGUUGUAUCCCAAUGCUUCGCCUUCUAAAUUGCUCCUCAAAUUUUUUCUAGUGUUCGUUACAUGGGAGUGGCCCCUUCCUGUUGUUUUGAAAGACAUGGAUACCACUUGUCGGCCUGAUAUUGGCAACCUCCAAGAUUUAGUAUGGGACCCUCGAAUUCGUGGAUCCGACAGGUUUCAUCUCAUGCCCAUUCUAACUCCUGCUUUUCCUGAACAAAAUUCCACAUUCAAUGUCACGAAUUCAACGAGGAGCAUAAUGAUUAGCGAAAUGAAAGAAGGUUCCGAUCUCUCGUCUGCC
This is a messenger RNA of Ostertagia ostertagi, 804 nucleotides long. The record is from the annotation of a GenBank genome assembly. NCBI's taxonomy places the organism in Eukaryota, Metazoa, Nematoda, Chromadorea, Rhabditida, Trichostrongylidae.